This is a messenger RNA of Schistocerca americana (American grasshopper), 895 nucleotides long. RefSeq lists its product as uncharacterized. The transcript has 5 exons. The record is from RefSeq and is a predicted model, not a curated record. Bases 1 to 840 code for a protein of 279 amino acids. Lineage: Eukaryota; Metazoa; Arthropoda; Insecta; Orthoptera; Acrididae.
AUGUUUAGUAGUGGCGGCCGCAGGAAGAUUCGCGAGCCGAGUGAGCGCCUGCUGACGCUGGCACAGCCUCGGAGGCCGGUGGAGCCGCCUGGCCCCAUUCGGACGCAGCUGUCGCAGGUGGAGGACAAGCAGGUGGUGGCUCUGGGGCGCAUCAGGCAGCGUCAGUCGCUCGCGGAGGCGGCGCACUACCAGCGGUCCGGCUCCGAGCAUAGCAGCAGCGCCUCGCCGCGCGCCGGCCUCACGCAGGCGCGGCUGAGCCAAGUGUCAUCACCGUUGGGCGCCAAAACGUCGUCUCGGGCGCAGCCGUCGGGCACCGGGGUGGACCGCGACCGGCGCAGCGUCGUGGGGUCGGUUCAAGGGACGGAGCCGUCGCAUGCCUCCGCCGCGUGGACGCCACGCGUGGCCCUGCGGCCGCGCCGGACCGCCAAUGGCCCGGGCUGGCUGCCCUACAGCCGCAGGAAGCUCCGGGAACCGAGCCAGCGGAUCAUAAUGCUGGCCCAGCCUCGGAAGGCACCGCAGCCGCCGGAGGAGACAUCGGAGGCGAAGAAGAAGAAGAUGUCCGAGAGCGGCUCCGAGGUACCGUCACUACAGGACAAGACGGUGACGCCGGAAGAGCGCGUCAAGAUACGGCAGUCCAAGGCGGAGGCGGCACAUUUCGGCCGCGCCACAGAGCGGGCCAAGCUGGCUUCGCGCUGGAGGCACGCCAAGGAGGAGAAGGCGGCUCGGGAGGCGGCGGCAAAGGCCAGGGCCAAGGGCUACCUGGGCAGGGCCAGCUCCUUCGCAGCUGCGCGCCAGGCAACACAGAAGGCGCUCAGCACGGUGGCCAGCGAACGCCGAUAGUGACGUCAUCAACUGUAGGCUCACGACAAAUUCCCAAACAACAGCAAAUACAAGC